CAAACUGAGGCUAAGAAUAGCCGAAAAAAUCUGACACCCUGGUGAAAAAUCUGAUCCAUCUUCACUUAAACUGAAGAUUUGAACAUGAUUUAAUAACUUCAUAUCACAGAGGAGAUAUUAUUUAUUUAUUGUGUGGGUCGAUUUGUUGUGUUGCACUUCGAUUGAGGAAGAUUACGAACUUUUUUCACGAAGUAUUCAGUUCCGGUUUGUUUCUCCAUUUUGCAGACUUUACGAUUGCACGUCACCUAGGAAAAUUUUGCCGAUCUUCGUAAAAAUGCCACGGGGAGCUACACCAGGAAACAGGAAAAUAUGUACAGCUAUUAUAAAACGUGAGCCUGGAACAGAACUGCAAUCGUCACCUCAAAUAUACAAUUUGACCAGCAUUUAUCGUCAACCCCUCAGUGAUACAAAGGACUCCAUUGCGAACUUGCAGGGCUUCAAACUCGAGGGAGGUUUAACACCAGGAGAAACAUGUUUAAGUCCGAUCGCAGAUAUUAAACAUAUUAUAAACAGACCACAGGCAAAGCGGAAACUUGAAUUGGAACCAGAAAUUAUAAACGAAGGUUUCAAAACACCAGGGAAGACAUGCAAGCGAAGACGAACAUCAGAAGCAAGUCCAAAAACUCCUCGAUCUCCUCUCGAGAAGACAAGAUAUGACACAUCGCUUGGUCUGUUAACAAAGAAAUUUGUAGGCCUUCUAAAGAAUGCACGGGAAGGGGUAUUAGAUCUAAACAAAGCGGCAGAACAUCUGGAGGUACAGAAACGUCGGAUAUACGACAUCACAAAUGUGUUGGAGGGAAUCAACCUCAUCUCAAAGAAAUCCAAAAACAACAUACAAUGGAAAGGAUGUACCAACUCUAUAGCAGCCAAUCCAGACUGUCCAGCACUUUCCACAGAAAUUGUAGAUCUACAUUCAGAUGUAGCAGACUUGGAGGCGAAGGAAAACAUGCUGGACGAUCUCAUAGUGAGCUGUACAAAGCAACUCAAAAGCAUGACAGAGGAGGCAGAUAACAAAAAAUUAGCUUAUGUAACUUAUCAGGACAUUCGCAACAUAGACACGCUAGAUGAACAAACGGUGAUCGCAAUAAAAGCUCCGCCAGAGACGAGACUGGAAGUGCCCGACCCAGACCAAAACAUCCAAAUCUGGUUGAAGAGUUCCAAAGGUCCUAUUGAAGUAUAUCUAUGUCCUGAGGAUACAGUGGAGAGUGUGGCGGACACAAGCUCGUCGAGUAUAGGUAGUGCAAGCUCCAGUUGUGGGGAGGAGUCCAGUCGGUCAAGCUUUACAACGUCCGAAGACUCUGCCUCGUGUGAUAGUUUUAAAGGUAAUCAAGGUUCAGGUGUCAAGAAUGCGUUACUGGAAUAUCAAGACAUUUCUCCUGAUUCGGUCAAAAAUCUUUUACAACAAACUGAGGACCAAGAAAUAGACGCUCCGUUCAUGGCUCUGGAACCUCCUCUAGACAUGGACGAAUACAUUUUUAGUCUCAAUGGAGGAGAGGGCAUCUCAGAUCUGUUUGACGCCUAUGACUUUGACAUACCUGUAGUGUGAUUUAUUUUUGUUGUCGUUAAUGUUGUGCGGAAGGUUUUAGUCUCAAUUCAGGGUUUUCUAUGCCCUUCUUAAUUAGGUCCACUUUAAAUUGUUUCAUAUUUCCUACAACUGCUAGAGCAAGAUUAUAGUACUUGUUCCAAGUAUUGCCAUUUCCUAAUGUUCUCCUCAAACAAUCUGACUGCAGAAAAUAGUUUGAAAUUUAAUUUCUCGGAAAAUUUGAAGAGCUUUAAACAGUAUUUCCGUCACAACUUAGAAUAUUUGUUUGUAGAACCAAAAUUUUAAGCUAAAAAAGUGCACAAAUAAUAAUUCGUUGCUUUCAUCAGAAUAUGCAGAAGGAAAUAAACAAAGCAAUAUAAAUAUUUGUAAAUCAUACCAUUUAUAGAUGCUAACUUCAUUAUUGAAUUAAAAUUUCUUUUUGCCUAAAAUAGGUUUUUGAAUAUUUCGAAUAGGUUAAGUAAGGUAAAUGAUUUCUCUAUUUUCAGUAGAAACAGUAAAAUUGAGAUGAGGUAAAGAAGCAGUAAAGUGGGACUAUUUCUGAUUGGCAGGUUGAUACAUGUAUCCGUUACCCUUACAUGUAGAAACCUGUGUAGUUUUGAUUUUUGUUUGCAAUGUCUUGUACUGUAGUACAGUAGACUGCACUUGUCAUUGACCAGUAAUUAAUACUUGGGGACCAAUUAAUCUACAUCAUACUGCAGGUUUAGAAAAAUACUGUGGCGAGAAAUCUGCCAGAUUUUACAUUUGAAGUGAAUGUAAUUAUAGUGUGCGAAUGAGUGAAUGUCGGACUGUUCCUGAAACAGGUCCAUCUCUGUUGAUUGUCCUGAAUGCUUUUGUUUUAUUUUUGUUUAUGCUGGACAGACUUUAAGUUAUAUGCUUUACAUUUGCCUUCAAUGCUGUUUCUUUUUAAAGCUGGUUCUAUUGUGGAUAAUUUUAGUGCUGAAUCGUGAAGUCCAGCAAUGCAUGUUUUUAUAGGGAAUCUUGUACGUGCAUGUAGAGUUUUUAAAACAAAAAGUCAUUGACUGAACAUAAAUGGGGGGGGGGGGUAUUGAUUGGAAUUUAUUAUUCUAUACUGACAUUAAGAAGGAAUGGCUAAUUUGGUCAGGAAAUACCUUUGCUAGAGUCGAGUAUAAAAAUACUUAAAAACGUUAAGAAAGACAGCAAGAUAAUAAUGUUGGAUAUUACAGGAUGUUGUAAUUAAGAUGUCGACAAAGUUUCUGUUAAUCGCAAAGUAAUUGUGAGCAAUUAGGCAGAGGUUCAAACAUAAGGUAGCAAUAUCUUCGUUAAAACUUUCUAAUCUAAUUAUUUCUAUUAAAUAGUCACGAAAUGGAAAUUACAAUAGAAAAGAAGGGGUGGAGAUUUAGGUUUUUCAUAUAUCAUUACAUUUUCAUGAAAUAUUAACCUGCAUAAUACAUACAUAUAUGUGGGUAUUUGAAUAUUGUAAUUAUUUGUUUGUUAAACUAAUGAUUUUCUUACUUUGAUAUGAUUUGGAGGGCAAAUUAACAUAUUAAUUGUUAACUUAUAUACAGGUUUGUUUUUUAUAAUCCUGACUUGUACUGUUUUAUUUAUUGAUAAUACGAUUAUUCAUUAGAGAUAUAUAAUAGACACACAGAUUGAUAAUGGCAGGCACAAUAUAAGAUGUAUCGAUAUCUUUCAUGAACGUUGGCUGGAGGCUUACACGAUGAAAACAUUGUAAGCAAGUCUGAAGAGAUGUUGGUUUUAAUGUUGCAGUCAUUUAUGAAAACAAUAUUUGAUUGAGGUGGUGUAUUGGGUAAGAAAACAGCCCUUGUAGGAUUGUUGGACUUUAGGGUUGUGAUGGGAAAGUAAAUGGGUUUGAUAUGCAUGCAGACCUUUUUUGUGGUGUGGAUUAUUAUGUGUGGUUUGAUGUCCCAGUGUAUUGUUGUUCGUCCCGAGCAUACAGUACCGUACACCAGACGUGUCCAGACAGUCCACUACAACGAAAGCCAACUUCAGCAGGUCGUAAUUUUCCUCAUCAUUAAUACAUUUCUGUGUGAUGCUUUGAAGAACCUGUUGCUGAACAGGUGAAAAUCCAAAAACUGGUUUACAUGAAAUAUCCUUGUAAAGAAGAAAAGAACUGCCAAGAUGUUGUUGCACCUUUUAAGAGGCCAGACUGUCUAGACAUCGUACUUGUAUUUUGGGACACAUUAUUAUUAUUUCUUUUUUUAACCCUUUGUUUUUUGUUGCUUGAGAGUCCAUAUUUGUUAAAUGUUGUGUAUAAUUUAUGAUCCCUAUUAGCAAAACCUCAGAAUUAUGUUGUAUUAAUUAAUAAAUCUGUCGGCCUGUGUGAUUAAUUCAGGUUUUAUCCAGUUGUUGGAAGUGUCACCAGGCCAGUGACCGUCUCAAAAAAAAUGGGAAUAUCGGGAGAGACAAAAUCCGUAAUUUGAAUGCAAGUAUUACCCUUUCCAUCAAGGUUGAUUGACUUGAAAGGAAAAUAGUUCAUCUCAGAAUGUUGUGGACGCAUUCAAAUUUUCUUGCAAGCUUAUUUUAAAAUUGGGUUUUUAGCUGGCAAAUGUUAUAUUUGAUUCCAGAAAUAUUUGUGGACAUACCAGGUGCUUUUAUCCCAUAUAGUAGUUUGGUAGUACAUGUGAACUUACAAGUUGUACUUGUUUACAAUACUCAAGUUCAUCAAACCCAGCAACAUAUAGAUAUAUCCUAUUUUUUUGUGUCCGGUCUUUUGCCUCAAUUUUAUAUGGAAUAUGAGUUAAAAAUCUGAUGACACUUUUAAUAACUGGAUCCACUUCUUCUACUAUGCACCAAACUGUCAGUUUGAUUGGGACGUUAAUUAACUACGUUAAUUUGUUGUUAAUUAGGAGUGUAGUAUGAGAUUGGAUUUUAAUUGUAAUUUAUUGGUUUCUUAACCUGAACUAGUGCAAUGCAAAAAAAAACCUAAUCUAUAAAAUUACAAAGAAUAUAUAUAUUUAUUUACACAAAUUAACAGGAUUUUUAUGGAUUGGGUCAAGUAUGGUUAUACAACCUGUUGCAUUUCACAACAGGCAUUGAUGUUUGAUGAAUUUAAUAUGAAGUUCUGAUUGAUGAUGCAUCCCUAACUUCAAAGUGUAAAAAAACCCAGAGAAGAUGAACCAUUUUAUUUUGAUGAUUUUCAAAAGUACAUCUUUGAACUGUCAUUUUCAAAACAAAUAGUAGAGAGAUAAAGUCGGAUGAUUUAAAAGAUUUAGAAGCUAUUCCUUUCUGAGUAGACAUCCAUUUGAAAUAAAGGGGUGACGAUAAAGAUUGUAAUUCCUUUUUGAUCGGUAAAAAAAUGUCAUCUUGAUUGAAGGUACUGGAAUAAUGAUCUUUAAAGGUAAAUAUAGACGGUCCAAAUAUUGAAGAAAUUGAUCAAAAUUCAUUAAAAAUAUCAGAAAAAGUAAAGAGUGUGUUUGAGAUUUUAUU
Messenger RNA from Mizuhopecten yessoensis (Yesso scallop), 4951 nucleotides. RefSeq names its product transcription factor E2F3-like. The record is from RefSeq and is a predicted model, not a curated record. Bases 275 to 1546 code for a protein of 423 amino acids. Gene Ontology annotation, molecular function: RNA polymerase II cis-regulatory region sequence-specific DNA binding; DNA-binding transcription factor activity, RNA polymerase II-specific; protein dimerization activity. Gene Ontology annotation, cellular component: RNA polymerase II transcription regulator complex. The transcript has 8 exons. Gene Ontology annotation, biological process: regulation of transcription by RNA polymerase II. Lineage: Eukaryota; Metazoa; Mollusca; Bivalvia; Pectinida; Pectinidae.